CUGUGAAUAGUGCUUCAUGAGCGCUGGCUACAGUAUGAGACAACGCGCCCAAGUGGCAUGUCUCUCUUACAUCGCCAAGCUGAAUUGCGUCGAUUAAAAUUUCAUCAAAUUUAUCCUUUUACUUUAUUCUUCCCAGUAUCCCUACGUGGCCUUAUUCUUUUUGCCUUCUCAACCUUUGUGAUUCGCCCCCGCCAGGCAGAAACUCUGCCAUAGGCGUCUUGCUCACCCCGCGCCAGCUGAAGCUCUGCCCCAACAAUCCUGUCACUUGCCGGCUGCCAGUGCUGCCAGCUGUGGCCAGCUGCCCCAACCCAUCGCCAAUCCUUCCCCCCUCCACCCCAAGAAGAAGUUUAUCGCACCACCACCCACUGACGCGAGUUAGCCGUUCUUUGUCCCGGCCCUCCGCUCCAUGGACGUGGCUGUCGUUACGCAAAGAAACUGCUGUACUCGACAUGAAUUUAUGUUUUCAACAACUUGUUGACAGCAAACACAAUGCGGCUGGCUUGGAGACAGCCGGCAACCACUUCGCCCGUCGGCUGCAAGCACAUGCAAACAUUCAAUAAACUGUCACUGAAACUGUACCGCACCGAACUACCCGCUGGGUCUGCUUCCACCAAACUCUUCGACCUACGAGGUCGUUUCCCAAGGCUCGGCGCUUGUGGCUUAAUAGCGCCACAGAGCCUGCCCCCGCCCGCUUGCCUGCUAUUUGCGCUGUGUCGUUAAUCUAUCGGUGCACUUCAUUUUUCUCGACCUGCUCAAGGUGUAAGUAACGUGUGCCGCUGUGCUAUCAGUAUGGCUAACUAUGGGCCAUGUUCACUAUUAAUUUGACUCGCAUAUGUCCCCUAACAGCAAACUGGCACAACCCAUCACUAGAACCUGUCAUCCCGCACGCUUUCCGGCUGGUCUCAUCAACACUCUAACGGCCGCCACGCGGGAUGCAGUUGCAUCGGGGGGAUUGCUAAAAUGGGAUCCUUCGUACCGUUGGCUUGCGCUUCAUGGUAUUGCUGUACUUACUGGUGGUGUGCGGCUACCCACUCAUGCCAUAGCUGAACGCCUCUGUCUGUUGCCAAGGGGCAGCUAAUACAGCAUGUAUUGGGGGGGCAUACAGCAGGGUCUGUUGGGUGAAAUCGUGGCGCUCAUAGCUCCAAAUUUGGUUCCCAGCUUCCCAAGGCACAUGCCAGGCCGCGGCUUGUCCGUUGUCACCAUAAUUAAUGCACGGCGCUGCUGCUCUCCGGGCGUCCCACAGCGAGCGGCGCCAGGCCCGGAAGCAUUGUCCGAUCAGGGCAAGACUCUCCACUCAUCUCGGCCAAAUUGUCCAAGCCAGUCGUCUGGUGUUGAAACUAGGAUGGACAUGUUCGGAUUGAGCAAGAGGAGAGCCUAUCGCCAAUGGACAAAGCCCCAUUCACCUUUGGGAUAUUGCCUUUAGGCUAAGCAAAAGAUGCUUCGUUGCGUUCUUGGUGAAAUUCGCCCGCCAAGGCCAAGGCUUCAGCACAUGACCCAGCCAGUCUACAUAGAGCAGCGCAGUCCUCCCUAAUCUGUGCCAUCUGCGAUCUAGACUCUACAGCUAAAGUUAGAUAUGGUCAAACCAAUCGAAACGAGAGUAUUCUGAGCCCACACGGAUGAGCUCUAAAUUCGACACCCUACAUUUACAACAGAUACGCCGUUGACUGCUUUUCACAUGCUCCAGCAGACAAGCUCCGCACACUGUUACCACUGUGGCUUCGGCGGCGGGCACAUGCGGGAACAGAGCAAUCUUGCGCUAGCUGGCCUCGCUUACCCUACUCUAAUCAACUGUAUUGCAGGGAUGUCAGACGCAGGUUUUUUUUGUAACAGCCUGGUCCAAGCUUUUCAUCAACCAAGAUCCCGAUGGUCAAAAAAAAUUCCGCGAUGACGGCGCUUCAAUGCGGGUCAGGAGAAUUGAGCUCCGUGGUAAACACCGGCGAGACCGGGACAGGGGCUCAGUCUCGCACCGAAUGCCCGUGUCUGCGACGAAUAUCGUAUCCGGGCGAUCUUCCGCAUAGUUGUGCAUAUCCUGAGAUUGCUGUGAGCCGUUGCAGAUCCACUGACGGGCUACCGCCGAGGCAAAUUUAGCACAUGAUACACAACUCUGGAAUGAUUUGGCUCCGAAGAGUAGCCUUUUGUGACCUCGCUGUAGCCACUGCUAGCAUAUGAUUAUGAUGGUUUGCACAGGUGCUGGUCUUUGACGGCAGGCACUGCCUCUUAGGUGCACAUCUGCGGUCCAAUUGGCACUACCUGAUAUCAUAGAUCUUUCCUAACAUCACAUAUCAAUAGCUAGGCGCCUGCUAUAAGACCUUUAGCCUACACACCAAUCCCGCUUCUGCACUUAUUACGCGCCGCUAGGCCGGCGGAGACCACCUAUCUCACCCCUGUCUUUAAUACUCUUCACCACCACUUGAGGCUCUGUUAUAGUUAUAAGGUUAUUACAUCAACGGCAGUUAACGACUGAAUCCUGAUAGCCUCGACGAUUGCGCCGUCCUAUCAAGCAAGGACUGCAGAGCAUCGUUUAUAAAACUGAACCCCGUUUCUAGUGGAAAAAUGAUAGCGCCUACUUAUCGGCCGAGAGUGGAUUCAGCUAUUACCACCGAGUUGGUAUCCUGGCCUACACUAUCCACGAGCCAAAAGCGGCACCUCGUGGCAGUUAUAGGCCUGAAGACGACAAAGGAAUUUUCGUACUUUUAGAAAAUGGACAAAUAGAAUGGCCUACACGUUUCUACAUCUCGAGGUGCUAUUCACCGCCCUUUCCCCCUUUUUCUACUUCUCUCCGCGCUAGUCACGCUGGACCUUUUCCACUUUGCCAGCGCGCAAGGGGGAAAGAGACAACGCCACCAAUACACCUCUCAUCGACUUUCCCCAGCAUCGUGGUCGUGGGGUAGAUUUUGAACCUUAGCGACCUGCAAGGCGACGAUUUAGGAAAAGUCCAAGGCUGGUUCGCAUGUUGGCUUGCAAAGGAAUUCUGGCUAUAAAGGCGGCACCCAGUUCCUUCAAUUGGGCGCUGCCGUUGUUCUCUGCUAAUGAAAUUUUUGAUACAUUGUAAUACACCCAACCUAGUAUCCUACGCCUUUACACACCGUCAUCAUGAGAAUGUAUUGGGAAACCGACGAUGAAGUCAUUCUUCAAGGCACAGACUAUCGCGACAAAGAUCUGCUUGGCUUGAUGCGAUGCGGCAAGAGCCCAUUUGACGGAAUUUGGGACAGCAUGCGCCUUAUCCAAGAAAUAGAAGAGUGCUUAAAUGUCCAAGUGGUUGAUAUACCGCGCGUCUACAAUGGGCGCUACAACUAUGGGUUUCAUCUGAUACUCAGCAACAGGCAAGAGGUUAUUGCCCGUCUGGCCCAGACCGAUGUGAAUGCACCGUAUUAUAGCGGUAAAACUGCAACUGAUUUGGCUGAUCAGGUCAGAUUUGAAGUGGAAACAGACAGACUUCUCAGAGCAACACCCUCGAUACGCGCUGCUCGUCUUAUAUACUAUCGAACCCCUCACCAGCUUGAGGAGGAGCUAUUGGACUGCCCUAGAAAUAUUUCGGGUCGAAUGCUACUGGUGAAUCAAAAGUUGCCAGGUAAUAGCAAUGUUUGGAGUACUUUCAACGCCACCCAAAAGAAAGCAUUUCUUUCCCAAGCAGCUGUAAUCAGGGCUGCUAAAUUCCAUCUGGAACUACCAGCAGGGUUCGUUUCUUCUUGGUACUAUAACUAUGUCGCUGCUCAGGCCAGCCGACCAAUUGACAUCUCCAACAUGACACCCCGAGAGAUUUGUAUGGCCUGUGUCGCAAUCAGAAUCGAGGCGGUGAUGGGUAGAGUAGGAGAAGAUGUCUACGAAAACUACACUUCUGGAGUCUCGGCUGUAGUCAUCAAGCGAAAACUACUACGGUUACUACCUCAUCUACUGUCUGAGAAUGAUUUUCUCUAUCGGCCUGUACUGGAGCACAACUACUACGGAGUUCAACACAUGAGUGUUGUGACAGACGAAAACGGGGUGCCAACAAUUACAUCUGUCUAUGACUGGAAGAACGCCGUCGUACUACCAGCAAUUCUAUCCAAUCCAGUCUUGGCAGUAACCGUCGAUCUGGUGCUGAACGAGAAUGUCGAACCACAUUUUUCAAGAGCGGCGCUUUUGGCAUCUGACAACAAGCGAGCACAGUACAUGUCGUGGUCCGAAGACUAUUUUGAGGCACUUUUUGAACAUGCACCAGAUUACGAAAGAAUAAUGAAGACUGGGAAGGAUGUUCGCUAUGUGUGGUUCACAUUGGGAAAAUGGCGCGGCAACAAUCCUGAUUUCUUCUUUACCACUCUCGCCGAGUGGGUUCAGAAGAAGAUGGUUGAAUUUGAUCUUGAAUGAAGGGCGAAGGAUAAAAGCACUUGAUUUGUAUUUGUAUUCUUUGGUGUAUCUGCUAAUGUUUAAAAGAGACCAUUAUGAAGUUACUCUGUUAAGUAAUCUCCCUGUAUACAGGACAUAAAAAUGUGAUGGUUCUCAUUCAUAGCCUUUCCAGGAGUUGCAAUGGGGGAAGUUGUAGUCAGAGCCAACGGGUUAGUAUUGCCCAGUUGAAUCAUUAACUGGUAACCAGUUUUCACAACAGGAAUGGUAUACAUACUGUAGGAAGCAGGGUAGUCCCAGAAACGCGUUUGAUUCACAUAGCACCAAUCAGUGGUUAGAACCCACCUGUCUUCCUGGAUCGUUCCAUUAGGUAGAGUGGUUGUUGUGUCAGUGUGGCACUGGCUGAUGACUGUAUCAUUGAAUUCGUAGGUCUUGGUGACACCACAGGUAGUCUUAGGACAGGUGUAGCAAGGUGCGUACUCGUCACCAACAAGACUGCAGAUGAGGUAUCGUCGUGAAAGGCUGUGUCGCUUGGUCUGAGAAUCUACUGGAAAUCGAGGACCACAAUCAGGGAGAUCCCUGCG
Molecule: messenger RNA, 4907 nt
Organism: [Torrubiella] hemipterigena
Lineage: Eukaryota; Fungi; Ascomycota; Sordariomycetes; Hypocreales; Clavicipitaceae
Source: the annotation of a GenBank genome assembly